This is a messenger RNA of Aspergillus welwitschiae, 430 nucleotides long. RefSeq lists its product as uncharacterized. The record is from RefSeq and is a predicted model, not a curated record. The transcript has a single exon. NCBI's taxonomy places the organism in Eukaryota, Fungi, Ascomycota, Eurotiomycetes, Eurotiales, Aspergillaceae. Bases 102 to 353 code for a protein of 83 amino acids.
AUUUAGAUGUCCGAUCAGAAUCAAAGUACGAGCUCGGUUCUGUGGUCCAUCACUAGUGGGCUCGUGAGAGAUGGCCAAUACGACGUGGAAAUGCCUCAAAUAUGGCUGUUUCAAGCAAACUACACGAGCACAUACCAUUGAGAAAGCCCAUCUCUGCGUGUGGGAUACUGAUGGUCCUUGCUGAUGCACCAAGCGUUACAAGCUGGAUCGAAGAUAGCACGAGCUUGGGAUAUUGGACUCAAUAUUGUUGCCUGUGUGAUGAUAAUCGUAGUUCUGCUAUGCCAUUUGUGAUGCGCUACUUUUGGCAGGGGUUACCCAUGGUGACCAGGCCAACUGAGACCUGUAGGUCUUAAAGAAGCACAAUACGUGUGGUUGGGGAGUGCUUAUUCCCUCCAGAUGAUACACAGUGCAUGCGUGUGAAUCUCUGGCG